Anopheles marshallii is the source of this 378-nucleotide messenger RNA. RefSeq names its product NADH dehydrogenase [ubiquinone] iron-sulfur protein 6, mitochondrial (gene ND-13A). The record is from RefSeq and is a predicted model, not a curated record. Gene Ontology annotation, biological process: mitochondrial electron transport, NADH to ubiquinone. The transcript is spliced from 3 exons. The coding region runs from base 1 to 378 and encodes 125 amino acids. Lineage: Eukaryota; Metazoa; Arthropoda; Insecta; Diptera; Culicidae.
AUGGCCUCACGGAUGAUUCUUUCGCCUGCACGCCGGCUGGCGAACGUGAUCGGUUCCAGACCCAUCAGCACACAGGUCCUGGCUACUCAGUGCGCCACAAUUAAGGAUGAAAUCACUCACACUGGGCAGUACUAUGAAGCUAAUGACUACCGGAAUGCACGUUUCGUGAACGCAACCAAAGUGGUCAAUCCGAACUGGGCCAUUAAGCUGAUUGACGAAGCGCCGAUCGUCAAAUCGGAACAGCGUGUAGUAUGCUGUGACGGUGGAACCGAUCCUGCUCUAGGCCAUCCCAAAGUGUACAUCAAUUUGGAUAAACCCGGUGCUCAUGCUUGCGGAUAUUGUGGGCAGCGUUUUGAGAAGAUCGAUCAUCAUCACUGA